AUGAACCACGCCACUUCUUCGUCCUCCGUCGACAUCAUCCUCGGUGAUCUUGUCUUGGAGGACAUGGACCGCUUCUGCAUGAACGAGCUCUUCUCGGACGUGUCCUUCCUUGUGGGGGAUCAGAGCCUGCCGGCGCACUCCGUAAUUCUAGCCGCGCGGAGUGAGUACUUCUGUGCCAUGCUCUACGGAGGCAUGUCCGUGUUAAAUGAGCGCCAGAUUCGACUGGAAUCUGUGCCGCUGGAGGCAUUCAAGGUAAUCCUCCGCUAUCUGUAUUCGGGCAAGCUACACAUAUCCACACUGGACGCCAGCUGUGAAGUGCUCGGUUUGGCCAAUAUGUAUUGCUUGCUGGAAGUCGAGUCGGCCCUAGUUAAACAUCUGCUGGAGAAUAUGACCGUCAGCAACGUGUGGAUGAUCCUGGAUAUGGGUCACACCUAUAAUCUUUCUCAGUUGGCAAACGGGUGCCUGAAAUAUAUCGACAACAAUGGAGACCAAAUGCUAGAGCACGACUCAUUCCAAAUGCUCUCGAAGCAAUCACUUGAGGAAGUCCUCCGACGGGACACCUUCAAAGUCCGCGAAGUAAAAAUCUUUAAGGCGGUAUGCAAAUGGAAUCUGCACAAUCCGAACGAGGAUAUCAAGUCAGUGAUGUCGCUCGUGCGGCUUUCGCUUAUGUCUGCCGAUGAGUUAAUACAGGUGGUGCGUCCUUCUAAGAUCGUCGAGCCGGAAAAAAUAGCCGUCGCCAUUGAAAAAGCGCUUCUGCCGAAGAAUCAGAAUUUGCCCUAUCGGUGCACUAAUUACCCGGACAAGGAUGUGAAAUUUUUAAAUUCCUCAACGGAAGGGAUCUUUAUCGAUCUGAGUUGGUGGUGGUUGAUCAACUGCAUGUGUCUUCUACCUGCUAAGCCCUUCGAUACUUGGAACUGCGCCAUGGAGGUCUCUUGCGACAUGACCCACUGGGAUCGCGCUGGAACUGGCACAUUUCAAUUAGCCAUACAUUGCGAAUAUAUCACCUUCACAACGCGACCUGUUCGCUACAUUCGCAUGGUGGAUACUGAGAGUGGACUCGUCUGCAGGAUAUUUUCGGACAGCCUCAACUUCUGGCACAGGGCGGCAGAACUCUUGCGCCUUUUGGUGCUGGUAUUCUGCAAGAGGUAUGAUAUGCUGAUCCUGGAGUCCAUGAAGGACUCCUGGAACUCUGUUGCUGCUUGUGGCUAUCCAUGA
Molecule: messenger RNA, 1215 nt
Organism: Drosophila persimilis
Lineage: Eukaryota; Metazoa; Arthropoda; Insecta; Diptera; Drosophilidae
Product: BTB/POZ domain-containing protein 9-like
Exons: 2
Coding region: 1-1215 (404 amino acids)
Biological process (GO): adult locomotory behavior; modulation of chemical synaptic transmission; circadian behavior
Molecular function (GO): protein binding
Source: RefSeq, a predicted model, not a curated record